This is a messenger RNA of Chelmon rostratus (copperband butterflyfish), 4462 nucleotides long. RefSeq names its product germ cell-specific gene 1-like protein. NCBI's taxonomy places the organism in Eukaryota, Metazoa, Chordata, Actinopteri, Chaetodontiformes, Chaetodontidae. Gene Ontology annotation, cellular component: plasma membrane. Bases 2647 to 3711 code for a protein of 354 amino acids. The transcript is spliced from 6 exons. The record is from RefSeq and is a predicted model, not a curated record.
GUUCACUGUUUCAUACUCUUAGUGUAAUAAUUGAAAACCUACAAAAGUCAAAUUGGUGGGGAGCUAAACUGGUGAUAAAGGUUUAGAGAGGCACCACCAGGAAGAGACAUAGGAAGAGAGGGGGCACUACAGUAACAGAUGGACUUAGAGGGAUUACAUGAUUCGGCAUGGGUUUGUGACAUAAAUUCCCAAGAAAGACAGAAAAGAGAGUAGAGUGGCGUGGAGACAGACGCUCAGUUGCUCCAGCAGUCUUUCAUCUCUGUCGACUAUUGGCUGGGAGGAUUAAAGGGAGGGAGUGCAGCUGCAGAGGUAAGGGUCACUGAUGCUCAUCCAGGAGGAGGAAUACUGGUGACAGAUACAGAGGGAACUGAUAGAGAGGGUAGUAACACGGAGAAUCAAGAUGGAGCAUCUAAAAUCAAGUUCUUAAGGAGCUUUUUGGCGGGGAUAACUGAGGUUUAAAGGUUUAAAGGAGUAAAGUGUUUGAAGUGUUUUUCUGCUGUGGUUACCUCAAGUUUGACCAGAAGUGCUACAAGGGACAAGAAAAAGUUCUGUGGUAGGUACUUGUCACUGGUUAAUUUAAAAUGAUUAGAGCUGAAAUGAUUGUCAAAUGACAGAAAGUUUAUCAACAGCUGUUUUGGUAAUGGAUUAAUGAUUUCAGUAAUCUUUUACAAGAAAAAGAAUGAGAAUUUUACAUGAAGAUUUUACCUUGGAGCUCUGGAAAGUUAUAAUGGACAAUUUUCACUGUUUUCUAAAAUACAAACUAAAUGAUUAAUAGAUGAAUCAUUGUUACUUACAGGCCUUCAAAAUGACUGAGACAUGCAAUGCUUUUCUUAUUUAAGCUGAGAUGGAGCUCUCAGGUAUUUUGGUAAUGACUGCAGCAUUUUAAAAGCAAUCAUGUGCAUCACCGAACUGUGCUUCUGUUGAACAAAGAAUUUGCAGUUUUCUUGUAAGAUUAACAAAAGGCUAUAUUGGUGUUCUUCAUGCUGGAUGUUUGUAAUUCUAGCAAAAUCUGUGGAUUCGCCUGCAUCCAACUUCAUUCAUGCUGUCAACUUUUGACUUUGAAUUUAUAUUGGUAACACUGUUCUGCAUGAUCAGCACAUUGUCACUGAUUGCAAAAGUUGAAUAUUAAUUGAGCAGAAAAAUGUCCUGACUAUGGAGGAAAUAAUGGUGAUCAUUUCAGGGAAUAUACAGAGUUCAGGUCUUCUGAAAAACAUGGACAGAUACCAAGUAGUAGUAGCAAUCACAGAAAGCAGGCAUUUAGGCUGGCCUUAUUCUUUGGGCAGUGUAAAUCUUGCACAUAUUGUACAAUUUCUUUUUUACCUGAUAAAACCUAUGUGCAGAAACGCACACAUUUAUGCAGAUGGUAGAUUUCUGUCUUUAGUUGCCGCAGUGAUCUCAUUAAGGGCAUAGGUUUUAUGCAUUUCAGCGGGUUGUCAGUGGGUUUGCUCCUGUGCACAGUAGAUUCACCAAAUUCACUUGGUCUAACUAAUGUUUUGUUGUAUUUCAGGGGCUGUGGGCUGACAGAGACAUUGCAUGUGAGAGAGACAGCCGAUAUGGUCAGAAAAUGAACUUCACACUAAAACACACCUAACACAAACAGAAUAAAGAAGAUUAUCAGGGAUUACUAGCAAAAAAUUCAUUUAGAUCGGUGGCUUAUCCAUAAUUUCAUCAAAAAAGUAAUCUCUUGUUGUUGCUCCCCUCCGUCUUGUCUUCCACAGAGGGUCCAGCAGUGGAGCUCAUAAUGAGCGGCAGGGUCAGGCCUGAGUGUGUUAAUCAGGAAGUGGGGCGGUAUUAGCCUGGGUCAUCGGAUAGCACACAUCACGUUUUCUUCCAUAACCCCUCCUUAUAAACACAGCUGGAGGUGUUAUGUGACCUCAGGCAGUUUUGUGACUCUUACUGCCUCAAGGAACAUUCAGCACAGUUAGAUAUCACCAUAUGGACACCCUGGUUUUAGCCUUUGUGUGUCCCAAUAAGCCUUUUCUCUUGCCAGGUGAUGAACUGCGUUUAAGGAUGUCCUGUAGCUCCUCCUUAGAUAUCCAACUUUUAAGGAUUAAUUCUAGUAUUUUUAAAUGACCUCAAUGCUUUUUCGGUACAGUCACACAUAUCUAGUGCGUACAAGAAGGCCUACAAGUGCUGAGGUCAGGGGAUGUAUGGCCACAUCAUUCAGCACAGGGAUCAAUACCAAGAGGUCAUAUUAAAGCUGUCUGGUCAGCAUACUGUUAUGUCCUUGCGUCCCACCGUUUUCUCUCACCGUGAACCAUCAUCCACCUAAAUCCCCUCUUGUUCAUUUUUUUGAUUCCAUCUGUCCAUCUUGCCGCACGUAUCAACUUCAGGGCAUCUUAUCCCAGUCACUCUCUUUAUCUUGUCUUUUAAUCACGUUGACUUUACAGUAGUGCUUUGUCAGCUGUGUUUUGUCAUCUCCUCUCUGUACUGUUACGUCACAUUUAUCUUUGCUUUCCGUUUAAACCUGGCAGCUCAUCACCUUUUAAAACCACCCCAAAGCAUCUGUCCCACCCUCUCGGCUCCAUCUGUGACUGCAGUCACACCUUCUGUCCCGUUUGUCCUGUUCCCACGUGGCGUGUCCCCUCUCCCUCCCCGUCUCUCUCUCUCUGGCCUCCCCCCGCCUCCCUCUUCUCCUGUGUGGCCAUGCUGGAGCGUAUGUCCCGUCGCUCUCGCUCCCUGCUGUCCCUGACCUUGACCACUCUGGCGCUGGCCCUCUCCAUCCUGGCUCUCUGCACCUCUUACUGGUGUGAGGGCACUCACAAGGUGGUCAAGCCCCUCUGCCUGUCACCUGUCAAAAUGAAGAACUGUGGUCAGAACAACAGCGAGCCUUACACCACAGAGAGUCCCACUCAGAACCCCUUCAACCGCACACUGUCUCCAGCCAGGAGGGAUGAGCUGGCCAAGAUCAGACAGAGGCAGCUGGCCAACGCGGUUCACUACAUCUGGGAGACAGGAGAAGACAAGUUUGCUUUUCGAUACUUUCACACUGGGUUCUGGGAAAGCUGUGAGAAACACAGCGACGGGGAGAAGUGUCGAAGCUUUAUAGAUCUAACACCUGGAGAAACACAAGGUGUGCUGUGGCUGUCAGUUAUUUCAGAGUUUACAUACAUCGGUCUGCUGGGGAUGGGCUUCUUGCUGAUGUGGCUGGAAGUCUUGUGUUCCCAUAAAGAGAUGCACUCGCUAAAAAUCAAUGCCUAUGCAGCAAUCUGCACUGUAUUAUCAGGUCUUCUGGGGAUGGUGGCCCAUAUGAUGUACACCACAGUAUUUCAGAUGACGGUCAUUGUGGGCCCCAAAGACUGGAGGCCUCAGUCCUGGGACUACGGCUGGUCAUUUGCUCUUGCCUGGGUGUCCUUCAGUUGCUGCAUGGGCGCCGCUGUGGUCACACUCAACUCCUACACAAAGACCAUCAUCGAGCUCCGUCGCAGACAGAGGCUCCGUUUGGAGGAGGCAAGAGCUGCCACUCAUGCUCCUUCCUAUGAUGAGGUUGUUCCAGGUGGUGGGCUCUACUCCGUCAGCGGCUUGCUGCAGUGUCCAGACGGCAUGAUCGACGUGGCGUGGGCCCCAAACGGCAGCGUGGUCGGAGUGGGGAAUGGGGACGUACCGACGCUGGUUUUAGUAGGAGGCUGUGGGCCGGAGGGGUGUGAAGACUGUGAGAGAGAGAUGGAUGAGAUGGAGGAGGCCAUGGACCGAGUUGAUUCACCUUGUUAGGGGAUCAUUUAUAUCCAUCAACUGAAACUGCUGAAAAAGUGAAAAAAGGAAAGACUCUGUCGCCAUGCGGAUCAAUGUGAGCAAACACAUCCUGUUUUUAUUUUCUUCCACUCUGACUUUGAUUGAAGUGGGGACAUACUGACUGCGCUUGAAGCCCAGUAAAAUCCAUACAUAUCAAAAUGUAAAGUCCACAGUGUAUGUAUAGGUCACACUGACAUGCAUGUUUUCUGGGUAUUUCUCAGUGCCUCUUGGUAGGAAAGUGAAUGCAUGUCUCUGUAUGUAACUGCAUAUAAAUAUUUCUAUAAUUUUAUUGUUUAUAUAUUAACAUGCAAUGUAUCAGGACAGCAGCAUCUCACUGAGCACUUCAUUGCAUAGACGGGAUGGUUGUUUCUUCUCCUGUUGAUACCUAAACAGAAUGGCCUGUCCUUUAGAGUAAAUAGACAAUAUAUCCUCAUUAAUCUGAGUGGGACAUUCAACAUGUUUAAUUUUUCAGGCUCGUCUCUCUGUCUUGCCACAAACGUUUGACAGAUACAUCAUUUGGAUGCAACGCGUGUAUACCAGAAGCUACAGCAAACACGGCCCCUCUGCAGAUGCACAGACAAACCCCAUAAGAUAGACACAUAGAGCUAGAAAGAUUACAGAGAUUUUGAAAAGUCUGCUCUCUGAUGUUGAACAGAAGAUUAUGUGUAAACCAGUAAUCCCGAGUUGGAUGGAAAGGAGGAGGAACAGAGUGAGGAGAGAUGGUAGGCAU